UCAUUGUUUAGAGUGAAAGCCGGCUUGCACUUGGUAGAAUACGCUUUCGUUGUGUUUUAUACUUUUCUUCCUUCUGGCGCAUAAUUGGCCGCGGGUUUCGUCUCCUGCUCAGUGACUCGCGAGAGCUUGACCCGUGAACAGGGUGGCCCCAAACCCGUAGGACGCUCACACCACAUGAGUUCACCGCGAUCGAGAGCGACAGUGAAAGUUAUGCGGAUUUGAUAAGAGUUCGCGAAGAAGCACGUGUGCCAUAAUAAGCUGAACCUCGGUGAACCGUAAACAUGCGGCUGGACGAUCAAAAAAACGGCUCCCCAGUCUCAAACCGCGUCGACAUCCACCACAUCCAGCUAGAGGAGGGAACCACCAUCAACGGGGAUGCCAAAUCCCGCGUCUACACCUACAACGAGGCCCUGGAGCUGGUGGGCCUGGGCCGGUUCCACACGCUCCUGCUCUUCAUCUGCGGCUUCUGUCUGAUGAGCGUCAUCAACGAAACGCUCAACAUGGGCUUUAUCAUCUCGGCGGCCGAGUGCGACCUCGGGCUGAGCUUCUCCGACAAGGGCAUUCUGAACGGGGCGGCCUUUUGCGGCGUGGUGCUCAGCUCGCACCUGUGGGGCUUCCUGUCGGACACGUGGGGCCGGAGGAAGGUUCUGGUGCUGGCCACCAGCUGCAGUUUGGCGUUUUCGGUGCUGUCUACGUUUUCGAUGAAUGUUUGGAUGCUGAUCGUGACGCGGUUUUGCGUUGGGUUUUUCAUUUCUGGUAACGCUGCCACCUCCUACGCGUACCUCGCCGAGUUCCACACGGACAAGAGCCGCGCAAGUCACGUUUCCUGGGCGGCCAUGUUCAUGGCCUUUGGCAUGAUCUACCUACCGCUGCUAGCUUGGUGCAUCAUCCCGCUUGACGCACAACUCGACCUAAAAUUGUUGGGAGCACGCUACGGUCUUUGGAGGCUGUAUCUCCUGUUGACGUCCAUGAACGCCGUCCUAAUCCUCUGCGGAAUCACGUUCCUCCCGGAAAGUCCCAAGUUCCUGCUGAUUGGCAAGCAGCAGGACCAGGUCCUGGAAAUCCUAGCGCGAAUGUACCGCUGGAACCAGCGAAAACCGGAACGGACAUUCCCGGUGAAAUCGAUCGCGCUGGAUGCGAUCGACAGUGCGUUCGCGGAGGAGAUGCAGCGCAAGUCCAGCGCCGGCCUGCGCUACGUCUGGGACCAAACGGUGCCGCUGUUCCGGCGGCCCCUGGUUGGCAACACUGCCCGGGCCUCCUUCCUGAUGUUUGGCCUGUUUGCGGCCUCGUCCGGGCUGUUUAUGUGGAUGCCGGACAUCCUGAACGUGUACAUCAACUACAAGGACGAGUCGAUCACGAUCUGUCAGGUGGUCGACAUAAUCCACCGGAACCGGACCGCGCCGGAUGUGCUUACGGAGGUGGAAAACUGUUCCGUCAACAUUGACGGGACCAUCUUCAUGAUCACCACGGUCAUGGGAGUCCUGUUUCUCCUGUGCUACAUCCUGAACGGUGCCAUAAUCAACCGGGUCGGCAAGAAGCUGCUGCUCAACAUUUGGUACGUGGCGUGCGGUCUGGCCGGAAUCGGCGCGCUGUGGACUUCCGAUUUCUACCUGACGCUGCUGGUGAUUGUGGUUUUCCUCGCCGUUGGCUGCCUCGGAUCGGUGCUCAGUGCCAUAUCGGUUGAUCUAUUUCCAACUAAUUACCGGGCAAUGGCGCUCUGCCUGAUCCUGAUGACGGGCCGGCUCGGGGCCAUGGUCGGCAGCAACGUGGUCGCGUUCCUGCUCACCUACAACUGUGAUCUCAUCUUCGUUCUGCUCGGCGGCCUGCUGCUGGUUUGCGCCGUUAUUGGGACGACCCUGCCGGGAAAGUGACGGACUCAACUUGCCGAUUUUACCCAUUUUUUAGACCGGAGUAGACGAACCAAUAAAAAUGCAUACAUAAUUAGCACA
Culex quinquefasciatus (southern house mosquito) is the source of this 1949-nucleotide messenger RNA. RefSeq names its product synaptic vesicle glycoprotein 2C. Gene Ontology annotation, biological process: transmembrane transport. The record is from RefSeq and is a predicted model, not a curated record. The transcript has 7 exons. Lineage: Eukaryota; Metazoa; Arthropoda; Insecta; Diptera; Culicidae. Gene Ontology annotation, molecular function: transmembrane transporter activity. Bases 282 to 1871 code for a protein of 529 amino acids.